Nelumbo nucifera (sacred lotus) is the source of this 922-nucleotide messenger RNA. Its product is annotated as carbonic anhydrase 2-like. The record is from RefSeq and is a predicted model, not a curated record. Gene Ontology annotation, molecular function: zinc ion binding; carbonate dehydratase activity. NCBI's taxonomy places the organism in Eukaryota, Viridiplantae, Streptophyta, Magnoliopsida, Proteales, Nelumbonaceae. Gene Ontology annotation, biological process: carbon utilization.
CCACAGAGCUUAGCAUCGUGUCUUGGUUCUGUGCCUGAGUUGUUAAACCAUUCUUGUGGUCAUUUGUCCCUGCAGGCAGCAAGCAAAGUCAUAUAUAGGAGAUGGAGGAUUCAUAUGAAGUAGCCAUUGCUGUACUGGACAAACUCGUCAGGAAGAAGGGAAGCAUGGAGGCAGUGGCUGCGGCGAAAAUCAAGCAACUAACAGCCGAGUUGAUAGAAGCUGAUGAGGAGGGUACUAAAAAUGAACCAUCAUUUGAUGCCUUUGAGAGGAUAAAAGGGGGUUUCCUUCACUUCAAGAAGGAGAUAUUUAAUAAGUAUCCCCAUAAGUUGGAGCAACUUGCCGAUGGCCAGAAGCCAAAGUUUUUUGUAUUUGCAUGCUCUGAUUCCCGAGUAUGCCCCUCCAAUAUACUGGACUUCCAACCGGGAGAAGCCUUUAUGGUCCGGAAUAUCGCCAAUAUGGUGCCACCAUUCGACAAGAUUAGAUACUCUGGAGCUGGGGCGGCCAUCGAAUAUGCAGUGUUGCAUCUUCAUGUGGAGGUAAUCAUGGUAAUCGGACACAGCAGGUGUGGUGGGAUAGAGGCACUGAUGAAGCAAUCCCAUUCCCCUACUUAUUUCAUAGAAGACUGGGUCAAGAUCGGUUUGCCGGCAAAGGAGAAGGUGCUUUUAGACCAUAGCCAUUUACCUUUCGAGGAACAAUGCAUGUAUUGUGAAAAGGAGGCUGUGAACACAUCGCUCUUCAACCUACUGACUUAUCCCUUCGUCAGAGAUGCUGUGCUCAAAAAAACUCUGUAUUUGAAGGCCGGCUACUACGACUUCGUUAAUGGAUCUUUUGAGCUUUGGUCCGUCCAUGUUGGCGCUUGUCACCCCAUUCUCAUUCAUUAAUAUAUAUUUUAAAAACUUGGCACUUCAACUUCAACCAUGCA